GUAAGGAAAAGCGACCCGCAGCUGUCUGUGAGAGCCGCAUGUCGGAAAGUCAGCGAGCUCACUGGUGUUAGCGAGCGCAGUGUCUUCCGGAUUAAGCUCGACGUUAACAGUGGAACCCUGAAGUCACCGAAGCGCAAGCGCCUGCGCCUCCCCGCCAUGGAUGACCGUGCGAAAACCGGGAAGACAAGACUGGAGCUUCACGACAGCUUCUCCCUCGCAGCUCUACGAAGAAAAGUGCAUCAAUACUUUCUGAGGAAUGAACUCCCAACAGCUGCAAAACUGGCUCAAGAUGUAACCAGUGACAUGAACAUGCCUAAAAUGAGCGUGCGAACGAUGCAAAGGCUGCUUAACAAUAUCGGCUUUUCCUUUCGCAAACGGAAGAGAAACUGUGAGCUUUUGGAAAGAGACGACAUCAUCACGUGGCGACGGCGGUACCUGCGUACCAUCCGACAACUUCGCGCUCAAAAACGACCCAUAUACUACCUUGACGAAACCUGGGUCAACGCCGGACACACAAAGAAUAAAGUAUGGGAAGACGCGAACAUCACGACACGAGAGGAGGCCUUUCGGCAAGGCCUGACCACAGGGCUUCGCGCACCAAGCGGCAAAGGUGGCAGGCUCAUCCUUUUGCACGCCGGCAGUGAGGACGGGUUUCUGAAUUCUGCAUGCCUUCUCUUCCGAGCUGCAAAACGAUCUGGGGACUACCACACCGAAAUGGACGGGCCGCGCUUUGAGCAGUGGUUCGGUGAACAACUUUUGCCCAAUAUCAAGCCGUGCAGUGUCAUUGUAAUGGACAACGCACCGUACCACAGCGUCCGCCUCGAGAGAGUUCCAACAUCGUCAUCUCGAAAGGCUGACAUUCAGUCGUGGCUGACAGAAAAGAACAUCGCGUUUUCACAAGACCAAUUGAAAGCUGAGCUGUUGGAUUUGGUGAACAACCACAAGAAGAUGUUUUCCGCCAAUCGCGUGGAUGUUUUGGCGAAGGCUGCCGGUCACGACGUCGUGAGGCUUCCUCCGUAUCAUUGCGAAUUUAACCCGAUCGAACUGAUAUGGAGCCAGGUGAAAGGUUACGUCGCUGCUAACAACACAACAUUCACCCUUGCCGGCGUUGAAAAACUGGUGCGUGAAAGCAUCGAUCGCGUAACGCCAGACAACUGGCUCCAGGCAUGUGCUCAUGUGAAAAAAAUCGAAGAGGACUUGUGGCAACGUGACGGCCUCAUCGACUCAAAGCUCGACCAGCUUAUAAUUCCACUCGGGUCAGAGUCCAGCACCGAGAGUGACGGUAGUGACAGUAAUAUGAGCGAACUGGAAUACCUCACAUGAAUGCAACCACAGUCGUGAAUGUAAACACAGUGAAUGUAAACCAUAAUAUUGUGUUCUGUACCUGUGCACAUGUCGUUUUAAAAAGACCGACAACUGGCCAGAAUAUACCGAAUACCAACCGAAUACCUGCUUUUAACCUCAUAAAAAAUUCUCAUAAAAAAUGUUCCACGGCGUUUUCCCCGUUUCCAUUGCAUGAUUGGGCAGUGUCACAGAUAUUUCCGUUGAAAUAAAGAAAACGGGCACCUUAAAAAUUGCUUCAUCAUCAUCAUCAUCAGCCUGUUUAAGUCCACUGCAGGACGAAGGCCUCUCCCAACGAUUUGCAAUCCACCCUAUCCUGAGCUUAUCGGUCCCUUUAAUGUUUUUCCCACAAUAAAAGUGCACCGACAUUCGUUACAAAUAGAGUCUGUUCUCGUAGAGGGCUUUACGCUUUGCUAUAUUCUUUCGCAGUAAAAGAUCGCAUUACAAGUCGUCGCGCUGCGUUUAGACACAGCCUGUGUCUUUUGCGGACGAGAUGAACAUCAAAUUGAGUACUUAUUGCCAAAUCCAUAAAUUUUUUUUCAAAUACUGCUGCAAAUAAAAUAAAUUUUAUGAACAGUUAUAUCACUCUUGCAAAUUAGAUAGAUAUACAUGUGUAUAUGCCUUCGAUGAACGCCAUUCACGCGUAAUUAAGCUCGAUGGUGCUUGCGCGCAGAUCGUAAUUCACCGCAUUUUCACAUGGCACCGUUGUGGGAAUGCGUUGACGCGGACUGCGCUGGUGAAAUCGAAACCGAAACACCCGUCGAAGAGGUCGGACUAUUUUGCGCAGUAGCACAUGUGCAUAGGCUCCGCCCACGUAGCCUUGGCCGUGCUGCCACAGAAAGUUGUCGCCGGGUAUAGUGCAGUUUGCUUUUCAACCAAAAUGAUUGUUGAAAGUAAAUUUAUGGAGGGCAUAGCAACUGGGUCACAGCAGUGUCGAACCAUCCACUCAAUGGAACGCCAUUCAACAUAACGUGAAAUGCGAUACGCGCCAAGUGACCCGGCUUUCCUAUCUACUAUGGGUAAAUACUAAUCGAUUGACUAACGGUCACAUAGAGGUAAGGCCAGGAGUUACUCUUAAGUUGGCCAUCCAGUUUGUAGAGAUUGAAAGGUACUAAUAGAGUGCGAGAUGAUGAAGAUGAGAAAAUUACAUACAUGCUCAUUUGUCUUUAUACGUGUCUAUCAUGUAUUGCACGUUUUUUCAUCUCGAUUUUGUGACUGUUGAUCCUUUCCAGAUCAUGAGUUGGUCGGUAAAAGUUGUUUAAACAGGAUAAUCGCUAGAAAAGUUCGCUAGGAUGACAUCCUAAAUUCAUUAUGCUUUGCAUACAUUUUUGAAUAAAUAUGCUAUGUAUUCUAGGUAUGUUC
Molecule: messenger RNA, 2703 nt
Organism: Rhipicephalus microplus (southern cattle tick)
Lineage: Eukaryota; Metazoa; Arthropoda; Arachnida; Ixodida; Ixodidae
Molecular function (GO): nucleic acid binding
Source: RefSeq, a predicted model, not a curated record